Cryptomeria japonica (Japanese cedar) is the source of this 3505-nucleotide messenger RNA. Its product is annotated as probable disease resistance protein At4g33300. The record is from RefSeq and is a predicted model, not a curated record. The transcript is spliced from 5 exons. Gene Ontology annotation, biological process: defense response to fungus. Gene Ontology annotation, molecular function: ADP binding. Bases 548 to 3361 code for a protein of 937 amino acids. NCBI's taxonomy places the organism in Eukaryota, Viridiplantae, Streptophyta, Pinopsida, Cupressales, Cupressaceae.
CUGGAGAAAAAUGUCGCAUCUCCUCUCAUCAGCAUACUUGUUUAAUAUGCUUUAUUACUUGCUUUGUGGAUCUUCACAAUAAACUCCUUUCAGAGUACUUUUAAUAUUCUUAUUAUCACUUUCUUUGUGGGUCCUCCUUAGAUUCAAUCAUUGCAAUGAGCAGUGCGGUGCAAUUUCCAGGUUUCUUCUCCCUCAUUGUUCAGAUGAUUCACAGAAAAUAACAUAUCCGUUGACUUGGUCCUCCUCAGCGGCUUUUUGGCGAGUUGCCUUGGCGGGAAUGGGGAAGGGGUUUAUGAAGCAGGUUUUCAUACUUCUUAAUGUUCUUUAUGACUUCUGUGUGGGUCCUCUUCCAAUAACAAGCGCAAGUGCUGUGCAAUUUCCAUGAGGGUUUUGGGUAUGGGGUCAGUGGGUUUCGGUAAAAUGCAGACCCCUAGCGUAUUUAGAAGUUCACUAUUUGGCAGUGUAUUCUCCAUCGGUGCUUCAUUGUUGACAAGGUUUAUAGGAAAUAACAGAUCUGUGCACUCUGUCCUCCUCCAUUGCUUUCGCAAUGGCUGAGGGGCUGAUUGGGGGAGCUGUCUUGGGGGUUCUCUUUCAAGAGACUUAUAAAGGAGGUGCGCAUAUAUAUAAAGUUUUCAAAGGUUCUGCUCGUAAGGAAUUCGAAGAAAACGUGAAGAGAUUGUUGCCCACCAUUAGAGAGAUAUGCGAGACGAGUCCCGGAGCGCCAUCGACUUUAUCGCUGGAAAAAUACCAACGAUUUCAGGACAACAUUAUAGAAGGCAAUCGGCUGGUAGACGAAUGCCAGAAAAGUUGCAUUUGCGUCCGGAGUUUGAAGGUAGCAAAACGCGUUAAGAAGCUGCAGAAGGAUAUAAACAAAUUCAUUCUGAUUGACGUUCCCCUGAUCGAGACAGAAAUUCUAAAGAGAUUUGAGAAAUCUGUCUCCGCCCAACUGGAAACUGUCAUUCGCGGGCAGAAUUCUCACUCCACCCAGCUGGAAAUUGUAAUUGACGGGCAGAAUUUUCAAUCCACCCAACUCCGGCAGAAUUUUCACUCCACCCAAUUUGAAGCUGUAAUUAACCGGCAGCAAUCUCAUUCCACCCAACUGGAAACUGUGAUUCAAGGACAGAAUUCUCACUCCAGCCAACUGGAAUCUGUAAUUCACUGGCAGAAUUCUCACUCCACCCAACUGGAAACUUUAAUUCAAGGGCAGAAUUCUGGCUCCACUCAACUUGAAGCUGUAAUUAACGGGCAUCAUUCUCAUUCCACCCAAGUGGGAGCUGUAAUUCAAGGACAGAAUUCCCACUCCAUCCAACUGGAAUCUGUGAUUCACGGGCAGAAUUCUCACUCCACCCAACUGGAAACUUUAAUUCACGGGCAGAAUUCUCAUUCCUCCCAACUUGAAAACGUGCUUCGAAGGGUGGAACAACAACAGCAUACUCAGAUUUCACAGCAGGAUGAAAGCAACCCACCAGAUCCGCCGGGCUGCUUGGUGGGUUUUGAUGAACACAUACGGGAGGUGAAGGAGCUUGUGCUCGGAGACGAAGUGAAUGUGAUUGGAGUUAUAGCUAUGGGUGGAGCAGGAAAAUCCACACUUGCUAAGGCCGUUUGUUAUCACAAUGAUAUCAAAGAGCGCUUGAGAGUAAUAUACCUUAUGGUUUCAGAAAGCCCAGAUCUCCUAAGUAUCCUAAAGACUAUGUGGAGAAACAUUGUUGGUGGGCCAGCACCUGAUUUUAGAAAUAUUGAGGAUGCACAUAACAAAUUGGAGUUUCAAAUAAAGUCAAGAAGAAAUGACCCAAUUUUGGUGGUAUUGGAUGACAUAUGGAAAUUUUCUGAUCUGAAAGAACUGUUAUUUAGAGGGGAGCAAUACACAACUUUGGUAACCACCAGAGAUAAAAAGACCAUCCCAACCUGGUUCAAGACAAGGCUUUAUCCGCUACCGUGCUUGCAAGAGGAGCAUGCCCUGCAACUUUUCUGCUGCUGUGCCUUUCGCAUGCCUACAAUUCCAAAUUCACAUAGUGCAAAACUGGUCAAACAGGUGCAAGCAGAGUGUAAAGGUUUGCCACUAGCUCUUCAGGUGAUUGGUAGCUCUCUGUAUGGUAUGCCCGACUCUGUUUGGAAAGCUGCUAAGGAUGCGCUUGCAAGAGGAGAAGCUGCGGAUGAUAAUCAGAUAGAAGUUCUUCUUAAGAGCUUGGAAACGAGCAUCAAUGUGCUGGAUGACAAUGAAAAGCAGUGUUUCUUGGACUUGGCUAUAUUCCCAAAAGGACGAACCAUUCCAGCAAAUUUAUUGUUAGAUAUUUGGGUGUAUGUCCGUCAAAUGAGACGAAACGAAGCUGUUCUUCGUCUAUGGAAAUUUGUAGCUCGCCAUUUGUUGGACUUGAGGAGGGAUCCCUGGACCCCAGAAAGCACAGAUGAUUGCAUGAAUAGUUAUUCCUUUUCCCAACAUGAUGUAAUGAGAGAUUUGGCCCUGUAUUUGGCGAAGCAGGACAAUAGGACUCAUUGUAGGAGGCUGUAUAUGUCUCAAAAGGAAUCUGAACUCCCCCAAGAAUGGCAAACAGACGGAGAUCGUUCAUCUAGAGCUCAGAUUGUUUCCAUUAACACAGGGGCAAUGAAAGACACACAAUGGCCCGGAAUAAAGUUUCCUGAGGCGGAAGCUUUGGUUUUAUAUUUCACGGCAAGUGAAUAUUGUAUUCCAACAUUUUUGGACACAAUGUCAAAACUGAAGGUUCUGAUAAUCCAUAAUGAUAAUGCAAAACGAGCCAAGAUCAGUGGACUGACUGGAUUCAAAGAACUUUCUCAACUUAAAACUCUGCAUCUUGAAAGGCUGAUAGUUCCUCCUCUAUAUGAGGACUGCAAAGGCUUGAAGAGUUUGCAGAAAAUAUCCCUGAGUCUAUGUCAAGGGCUUGGUAAGAAUAAAAUGUUCAACUUGCCCUCACUUUUGGAAUUUAAUUUGGACCACUGCAGUGAUCUGGAGGAGUUGUCGUCAGGAAUCUGUUCUUCAAGUUCCCUGGAAAUUUUAUCAGUUACUCAUUGCCAUAGCCUUGCAAAGUUACCUGCUGAUUUGGGCAACCUUAGAUCACUUAAGGAAAUAAGAUUGUGUCAAUCUCCAGGCUUGAAAACAUUGCCACCUUCUAUCUGCAGUCUUGGAAAACUGGAACUGCUUAACAUCUCAUCGUGCAUGGGUUUGAAAGUGGACGGGUUAAAAGUCUCUGAUUUGAAGACAACCUUUCAAUCAUUAGCCCAAAUGGCGUCCCUUAAAAAGGUGAUUUGUGAUGAGGACAAUGAGCAGCUGUUCAGAAGGAGCGCCAAGUCUGAUCUUGAAGUUGUACCCGUGGUAGAAGAUUUCAAUUUGAACUGGCUAUGUUGAACUGAACUUGGGAUAUAGAAAGUUAUGUUCUUGACAGAAAAAUAUUAUGUCUGUUGGAUGGCUGUGCAGUGUGAGCUAUGCACAUCACAUUUACUGCUCUUUGGCGUAUGAAUAUAUUUACUCACCAUUAAUUUAUUAAUUAUC